Xiphophorus couchianus (Monterrey platyfish) is the source of this 1076-nucleotide messenger RNA. It is a transcript of the gene fbxo2, whose product is annotated as F-box protein 2. Bases 240 to 767 code for a protein of 175 amino acids. Gene Ontology annotation, molecular function: ubiquitin protein ligase activity. The transcript is spliced from 7 exons. Gene Ontology annotation, cellular component: cytoplasm; SCF ubiquitin ligase complex. Lineage: Eukaryota; Metazoa; Chordata; Actinopteri; Cyprinodontiformes; Poeciliidae. Gene Ontology annotation, biological process: ERAD pathway; SCF-dependent proteasomal ubiquitin-dependent protein catabolic process; glycoprotein catabolic process. The record is from RefSeq and is a predicted model, not a curated record.
CGAUGUAGUGGACCGCGUUGCUGCUGCUCCUCCAUAAUAACACUGGAAGCGAAAGGAGUAACGUCGUGUCCGUGUCGUGUCGUAUCUGCUUUCGUUUUUGUCCUUUACAGAUUUGCAGUGUAUAAAAGCCUCUCUGCUGAGGCUGCUGCUCUGCAGAGGAAAACUAAAGGAUCCAGAGGAACCAGAAAAGCGUUUGUCAUCUUCUAGCCGCCUUGAAAACCCAUAUUUACCCUGUAACCAUGGCUAGAAACCUGCUAAGGAAUCCCUGUGGAAAUGAGCAGCUGGAAUCCUGGGAGCUGACAGAAAACGGUGGGAACCAGUGGAAAGUGGAGGACAUGCCAGGAGACUGUGGUCAUGACUUCUGCACUGAAGAAGUGACCAAAUAUUUUGUGACUUCCUUUGAGCUUUGCCUAAAAAGGCAGGUGAUCGACCUGAUAGAGGAGGGUUACAGCCCAGAGCAGCUGGACGCUCAGCCUCCUGUCACAGUGAAAGACUGGUUCUGUGGCAGGACCGACUGCGGCUGCACCUAUCAGAUGACAUCCUGUCUGCUGGAUGAGAAUAAAGAGGUUCUGCAGGAAUACAUUCAUGAUCCGGAGACUCUGGACCCCGAGGCAGACUCCUCAUGGAGACAGGUCACUCAUACGUUUUAUGACUACGGCCCUGGAAUGCGUUUCAUCUCAUUCGAACAUGGAGGAUGUGACACCAGUUACUGGGAAGGCUGGUUUGGAGUUCGGGUCACUGGGAGCUCUGUGACGCUUGACGUCUGAACCAGAGGAGAAACGAGAAGAGGAGGAUGGAAACAAGUAUAGCCAAGAAUAAAACAUUCAUUUAUUAAUCUUAGUUUAUUUUAAAUACUGUAGCAAUUGCAGUAUUUUCAAAGCAGCUGUUUGAAAUCUUUUGGUUCAAGAAACUAACGUUCACACAAAUAGGCACCUUCACUUUACUAACCUUUAUAUAUUCAACCCAAAGCUUGCUGGACUAACCUUAAAUUAGCCUCUAACUACUCUUUGCACUAAUCAGCAAUCCUUUAAAUAUUAAUCACAGUAGUAAAAUAAACUAUUGCAUGCAAUCCAGAA